AGCUCCCGAAGACUCAGGAUUCUCUCUCUCUCUCUCUCUCUUGCUCGCUUCCCCUUCUUCUCCUCCUCCUCCGUCUCCGAAUAGCGCUAUAGGCCCAGUUCGAGCACGCAUCGCAAUUGACAAUGGAGAUAUUGUUUCUGAAGACACUCUUGAACAGUAUAUCCCGAUUUGACCUUUUAUCUUCAAGCAACAACAUGAAAGUUGAGAUGGUACGAAGAUAUUACCAAAAUAUUGAUAAGAUGUUGAAGCUUCUGAAGCCUGUACUUGAAGGUGUUGCUGAAGGAGAUUUGAAUGAGCAAAGAAGUAAGGUUUUGCAAGAGCUAGAUGCAUUUGUCAAUGAAGCAAGAGAGCUUAUUGAAAGUUGGCACCACAUGACGAGUAAAAUUUAUUUUGUUAUGCACAUUGAGGGAGCUUUAACAAAGAUACAAACCUUGGCGCUGGAUGUAUGUGAGCUACUAAAAACUUUGCCUUCAUCCGCUGUUGAUGAAUCUACUUCGGAAUGUAUUGAGCAAUGUGUGCAGAAAAUUCAGCACGUGCAUUGUGAGUGGGUAUCCAACAUUAUAAAAGAGUCUAUAAUAGAUCAGAGAGAGAAAAGGAUACCAAGGCCUGAACAACUGGAGAAGGUUUCAGACUCUCUAAGCUUAUCAACAAAUCAGGAAUUGCUAAUGGAGGUUGUUGCACUUGAUAAACUGAAGUCAAAGAUUAGUCAUGUUGAAAAGCAUGGGGAAGUGGAGCAGAUUGAUCAUAUAAUUGCGCUCGUUACCCAUAUGCAUGAAUGCUUUGUUAGAGUAAAACAGGUGCAUAGCAUUAAUGGAGUGCCAAUUCCACCUGAUUUCUGCUGUCCACUGUCCCUAGAAUUGAUGUCUGAUCCAGUGAUUGUGGCAUCAGGCCAAACGUAUGAGCGUGCUUUUAUUAAGAAAUGGCUUGACCAAGGCCUUACUGUUUGUCCCAAGACACGUCAAACACUUGUGCACACCAAUUUAAUUCCCAAUUACACUGUCAAGGCGUUAAUUGCGAACUGGUGCGAGUCCAAUGAUAUUAAGCUGCCUGAUCCUAUAAAGUCUGUGAAUUUAAACCUGCCCACUGCUUUUAUCAACUGUGCAGAUUUGCAUGAUAAUGAUUGCAAUAACAACCAUUCUGCUCAUUCUCCCAGGAGCUCUCCAUCUCCAGAUCCUGAUGUUGCUAAGUUGAGUUCACACAAGGAUGCGAUGUCUUCAAAUGGUUCACUUCAAGAAACAUAUCAGCCUGAAAAGCCUCUAGCUCAUCACAAUCUGUCUACUGGUUCAAUUUUGCCAACAACAAAUGGGUUUGAGAAAGAUAUAUCAAGAAUGUCUCUUAAUAGCUCUGAUGGCUCGCAGCAGUCCAACUCAGAAGUGAGGCAUGUUGAUUCUGGUGGUCAAUAUUCUAGUCCAUCUAGAGAUAGUGGCUCCCCUGAUGACGAUAGAUUUCAGGGACAUAACCAAAGUGUUUCUGCUUCAGGUGCUGUUGCAACUAAUGAUUCCCUUCCACCUGGUGGAGAUGCUAACUUGGUCUCACGGGUUUCAAGUGAUCUGACGCAGUACAGUAGUGAUAAUUCUGGGGAAGUUGUACGAGAAGCACCAGCUUCCACUGCACCUCUGAGAGAAUCUGCAUUCCCAUUGAGGCUGUCUGAAUCCCGUUCAAGAAGCCAAACAAUCUGGCGGCGCCCUUCUGAAAAGUUUUCCCCAAGGAUCAUAUCUUCUCCAUCUAUGGAUUCUAGGCCUGACUUAUCUGGCAUUGAGACACAAGUUCGGAAAUUUAUUGAGGAUUUAAAAAGUGAUUCAGUUGAUUUGCAAAGAACUGCCACAGCUGAGAUUCGACAGCUUGCUAAACACAACAUGGAAAAUAGAAUUGUCAUUGCUAACUGUGGAGCUAUUCCCUUGUUGGUUGGUUUGCUUCAAUCAACAGACCAGAAGAUUCAGGAGAAUGCAGUCACAGCCCUUUUGAAUUUAUCAAUUAACGACAACAAUAAAACUGCAAUUGCAAAUGCCGAUGCCAUUGAUCCUCUCAUUCACGUGCUUGAGACUGGGAAUGCGGAGGCAAAAGAAAAUUCUGCUGCCACGCUUUUCAGCCUUUCUGUCAUUGAGGAAAACAAGGUCAAGAUUGGACGCUCUGGUGCUAUAAGGCCUCUGGUGGAAUUAUUGGGAAGUGGAACCCCCCGAGGAAAGAAGGAUGCUGCUACAGCUUUGUUUAAUCUAUCAAUAUUUCAUGAAAACAAGGCCCGCAUUGUGCAGGCUGGGGCUGUUAGGCACUUGGUUGAGCUAAUGGACCCAGCUGCUGGCAUGGUUGAUAAGGCUGUGGCUGUUUUGGCAAACCUGGCCACAAUACCUGAAGGCCGAACCGCAAUUGGUCAUGAAGGCGGGAUUCCAGUACUUGUGGAAGUAGUUGAAUUGGGAUCUGCACGAGGGAAAGAAAAUGCUGCUGCAGCACUGCUUCAACUCUGCACAACUAGCAACAGAUUCUGCAGUCAGGUGCUUCAAGAAGGUGCUGUGCCACCUUUGGUGGCAUUGUCACAAUCAGGCACUCCACGAGCCAAGGAAAAGGCUCAGUCUCUUCUCACCUACUUCCGAAGUCAGAGACAUGGCAAUGCUGGGAGGGGAUGAUCUUCUAAAAGACGCAUUUUACACCCAUCUGCCCUAAUGUAAUUAUGAGUUGGAUUUUAGAACUGUUGUAUGCAGUGUCAAGAGAAAUGCCUGUGCCGAACCGCACACAACUGUUUGAAAUUGGCUAUCUGAUUAACUAGCAUUGGUUGAAGUUCAUGCUGGCAUCCCCUUGUGUAGAAAGGAUGUGCUGAUCUUGAUCUGUAAAGUGUUCAAUUGGCUUCUCUUGUUGAUUAUUUUUUUCCCCCCUCAGUGAUUGUUGUAUAUGCUUCUCCAUAACUUAUGUAUCAUUUUUCCUUACUGUUGCACUGUAACUUUCAUUCUUGAGUCCCCCUUCUUUGUUUGUCCAGUUUGAAUUAAGUUAUAGACAGUACCAGAUUACAGCGUAUACAUUAGGAUUGAUUCCA
Molecule: messenger RNA, 3025 nt
Organism: Dioscorea cayenensis subsp. rotundata (Guinea yam)
Lineage: Eukaryota; Viridiplantae; Streptophyta; Magnoliopsida; Dioscoreales; Dioscoreaceae
Product: U-box domain-containing protein 4
Exons: 5
Coding region: 123-2621 (832 amino acids)
Biological process (GO): protein ubiquitination
Cellular component (GO): nucleus; cytoplasm
Molecular function (GO): protein binding; ubiquitin-protein transferase activity
Source: RefSeq, a predicted model, not a curated record